AGGUCAUGAGGACUUCGAUAAACUCAAUGUUCAUUUUCUUGGUGCUACAAUUCAAUUGUUAAUUUUGUUGACAUUUAUUUGAUUAUAUUUUGAUUACAAUUAACUAAAUAAAACUGUUUCUUAAUGAGUUAGAACUUAAUUUUUACAGCGAUUUGAAUUUUAUUUAUUUACUUUGUAUUUACGUCCCUUAAUUGUUUCAACUUUUGUUUUGUUUAGAAACGAAAUUCAUUUUAAUUCAUGAUUCUGACUAAUGUGUAACAUUUAUUAACCAGAAUUACCAUGACAAAGACAAUUCAUGAUCAUUGAACUAUGAAGUUUAGUUCAUUGCAUUACCUUCAUAAUUUAAUAGACCUCAAUGUCUACCUAAUAGCAAAGUGAUUUCAAUUGUUUGUACCGAGAAAAUUUCAAUCGUGUUGAUCAAUUUGUUUAUGGAUUACAAUUUAAAAUGAUCAACAAUGAGCGAUCAACUUAAUGGUGUUAACAAUCAUGCCAAUAGUAAUAAUCAACUUAAUAGUGAAAGUGUCAAAAAAAAUGGACAGGAUUGUCAAGAUAAUCCAGAAAUAAUUGAAUUUUUUGAUUGUUGCCACAAAUCAUUACAAUCACGAUUAGUAGAUUUAAUUAAAGGGAAAUCAUUGCUCGAUCUGAUCAAUGGACGUGAUCGAAAUGGUCGCUCAUUGCUACACUAUUGUGCGGAAUGUACCGGAAUCUUUUGCGCUCAAUUAUUGAUUCAAUCUCGACCUCACUCGAUAAUCAAUCAGGACAACGACGGCUACACGAUCCUCCAUUUAGCUGUUAUCAACGGGAACACAUCAAUGGUCACUUAUUUAACAUCGUCAGUAAAAUCGCUGAUCCCGUCUGACCAAUUGUUCACUCAGUUCCUGAACGCGGGUGAUACUGAGGGACACACCGCUUUCCAUUGGGCUACCGUUUGCAACGAACUAUCUUGUCUCGAUAUAUUAUACUCAUCGGGUGCCUCAGCUUCCCUUCCGGAUAUUUAUGGUGCUCAUCCUGUUCAUUAUGCCGCCCAAAUGACCGCUCCGUCCAAUAGUAUAAACAAAGAUGUAAGAAUCGGAUUAAAAGUGUUGCGAAAAAUAUUAGCUUAUCAAAAAGUUGAUCCAAAUUGUCGGGAUAAAGAUGGACGAACGCCACUUCUUUGGGCUGCGAGUUCAGGUUCAAGCGAAGCGAUUAUGAUGCUGGUCAAUUCCGGUGCCGAUGUUUCAUCUUGUGAUAAAGAUGGAUUAACAGCCCUUCAUUGUGCGUCAAGUCGAGGUCAUGUCGAAUCGGCCGAAGCUCUUAUAAAUAUGUGUGGUGCUCAGAUCGAUGCAACUGAUUCGAUUGGAUGUUCACCUUUAUACUACGCUGUGACCUUGGGUCAUGCCGAUUGUACCCAAUUACUACUAGUGUCUGGAUCUGAGCCUAAUCGACAAGAUCUUAAAGGACGAACGGCUGCUCAUUGUGGUGCUGCCAAAGGGCAGUUCGAGACAAUCAAGAUUCUCGCCUCGCAUGGAGCAAACCUUUGGUACAGAAAUGCCAGGGGCGAUUUACCUUUACACGAAGCAAUCAAAUCUGGUCGCAAAGAAUUGGUUCGAUGGCUUCUUCAACAACUUCCAAGUGCCGUGAAUACAACGAAUACAAUUGGACGGAGUCCACUUCACAUCGCAGCGACAGACAACAAUGUUGAAAUGUGUAAAGUGUUAAUUGAUUGUGGUUCGGAAAUUAAUCCAUUAAUGAAAUCAAAAGGGAAUUUAAUGACUCCACUUGAUUGCGCUCUACAAAAAAAUUAUCGAAGUUGUGCCAAAUUCCUAUUACUUCAUGGAGCUCUUCCAGCAUCAAGAUUAGAUUUAAAUUCAAGGUCAUUGCAUCAAAAGCGUUUAUCAUCUCAAAGUCCUGGCAAAGGUUAUAUCUCACCCAAAGUUUAUUCUAAUUCUUCGAAAUCUCAUUCAGCUUCUCGAGAUAAUUGUUACUCAAACAUUAAUUCUAAUUCUGAGUCUGGUCAGAAAAUAACAAACAUGGAAACAAUUGAAUCUCAUCAUGAUGAUGGGAAAACUCGCACAUCAAUUUCCAAACGAAAAGUAGCAAUUUACCGUAACAACGGCUCGUCACCCGAUUAUUCAUAUUCAGCCUCUCGAUCAAUGAGCUCAGGAUUCCAAUCACAAUCGAUUAUAACAAAUGUCUAUGUGAAUACAGUUUCGAAACACAAAAUAGCUCCUCUGAAACGAGUCAAAAGAAGGACAAAAUUAAGCACAACCGAUUCAUCUCAAUCAUCAUCGUUGUUAAAUGAUAAUCAAUCUCAAAGUUUUGUAAGUGAUAGAGAAAGUGAUACACAAUUAGCAACUAAGAAAAAAGGAUUAACCAGUUUAAGUGACACAAUUAAAAGUAGUAACAGUAACCAGAGCAAAAUUAAAUCACGAGGGAUAAUUGAAAGUGGGGAAAGCUCAAAAAAUCGCAGUCGCAGUAAAUUAAAAAGCUCAUCGCGAAGCAGAGACGGUGCUGAUGACCGAGAACAAUUGACAAGUCGGUCACUUGAUCGCGGGACAUUGAAACCAGGGCAGAUCAACAAUAAACGCUCAUUAAUUGGUAAAUCUAUUGUUAAACAUCCGCAUGCAAGUGACGUUGAUUUAUCAGUUGUGGUGACAGAACAAGUUAUUAAUGGAGAUGAAGAUAAUUAUAACGGUGAGAAAAUAAUUGGAACUAAUAAUGUCAAGGAUAAACUCGGAGAGGAAAAUGAAUCAGAUGAAAGUAUCAACAACCAUAAUGAAGAUUUUGAUGGAAAUAAUAAAGAGAUUCAUGGAAAUUCAUCUGAAACUGAAUAUUCUGAAGAUUCUUUUGUUGAUCAUAACCAAGAUACGACUGAAUCAGCAACUGGUUCAUUGGCUUCAAUCGCUUCUAUUGUGAGUCAUGAAAUACCAAUAAUUGGUUCUGAUGAUUCGUCAGCUGAUAACUUAAUCGACGAUCAAAAUAACCCACCAAACACUCAAGACUCCGUGGAAAAUGAAAGUUAUCAUGUUAAAAAUGACGAUCUCUCUCAAUCUAAUGAGGAAAAGGAUUCUCGACAAAAUGACCACCAAUCUAAUCGUCUUCAUUUGAGUGACAAGCAUUUGAUUGGAGAGAGAAGAUCGAGCAAAUCGAGUGAUAAUUGUAAAGAGGAUUCGAAAUGUGAUCUAAAGCUACACUCAGAGUCUCGGUGCUCUCAUCAUCUCCACCAUCGACUAGCACCAACAUCGGGACCCAUUGAUCUAUCCCAUGUGACUGCAAAGGUCGAUACUCGAGGCUUAGAUUUGGCUCGACGACCUCAAUCAGAAGCGAAACCAACGAAGGACCAAAUUAGAGUAGAAAACAAUGAAAUGAUGGCCAAAGUUGAACGAAGUCUACGAAAGUAUCAAUUGGAGAGGAAAAUAUUCCAAGAACUUCAAGAUCUAAAGCGAUGUCAGAUUCGAAGUGGCCGAAAUAACGAACCAGUUCUGGUGAAAAGAUUAGUUGAAAAGUUCAGAAAAGAAGUCAAAUCUCCUGGAAUGUUAGAUUUCAAUGAUUCGUAUUCGUAUCGAUCGUACGAACGAUUUCUUUAUGAUCAAUUGAGGAAACUCUCAUCUUCUAAUCAAGGGAAGGUUUUACCAAUAAUCAAGUCUGUCAGUGAUGAAAAUUUGGCUCUACAAUUUAUGAAGACUCAUAGUGAUCAUAAUUCACAAUUUGGUGACAACUAUUCAAGAAAAAAUAACCAUAAUAAUAACCAAAAUCAUGGUAAUUAUCAUGGUAAUUAUAAUCAGCUCAAUCGGAUACAUCAUCCUAAUCCUGGUUUGGGUCAAAAAAGUGUCUCUGCAAUGUCAACAUUUGGACAAUCAAAGUUAAAAAAAGAUCUACACUCAAGUUUUAAUUACAACAAUCAGCAACAAUCAAAAAAGUCUCAUCACCUUAAUGAAAAAGAAGUGAUCAAAAAGAAAAGUGAAAACGGAGGAUCUAAUAUUAGUUCUAGUAAAUUAAUGCCCAUUAACAAUGAUGUUAACAGUAGUAACAACAACAAUACAAUCAACUUAAAAAAUUUAUCGUCAACAAUUAAAAGUGAAGAGAAGACAAUUAAAAAGGUAGAUAAUCAAUUGUCACUGGUGAAAGAAAGUAUUAAUAAAUCAAUAGCUUCUGAGUUGAAGCAAUUCAAUGGAUCAAGUGGGAGAAAAUCAAUCAAAGAACCAAAUUCCAGGUCAAGUCAUGUAUCAACGACCAGCGAUCAAUCAAUGGGAAGGAUUGAAUAUAAUAAUCGAAAGCCUAGUGAAACCAAUCCUUUAAUUGUGAUCGAUUCUUUGGAAAAUUCUUCGAACGUUAGCAAGACGAUUAAUAAUCGCAAGGAUGUAACCAAAGACGCGAAAUCAAACGGAAAAGGAUCUGGAAAAGGUCAAUCAGUUGAUCAAAGUGAUAAGAUGAAGAAGAUUAUCAACAGGGGAUCAUCUUCAAAGUCAACGAUUAAGGAGAUAAGACGAACAACAGCUAAACACGAACAAUACAAAAGUUUAAGGGGAAGUCAUCGUCGAAUUUGCCUGAAAAGUUCUGACAUCAAAUCGAAGCCUUAUGUCGAGGCAGCUGUUAAUAGACCGAAGUUUAAACGAUGUAAAUCGUCGAUUCCAAAUCGAUUCAAGGUAAAUGUGCCAUUGGAACAGAUUGAGAAACGUUGGAAAAUGAUAAAAGAAAAUGAAAGACGAAAAUCAGCUGAACAAGAAAAAAAGUCGAAAAAGGAACUAAAAGAACCGCAAGUAGAUGAGAAUCUCGAUAAAGAAUCAGAUGAAACGGAUGAACAAUUGGAAUUCAAAUUACUUUAUGAGAUCAACAGGUCGAGCAGAAAUGAUUCAAAUGAUGAAUAUGAUUAUUAUAAUGACGAAGAUGAUGAAGUGAAUCAAUACCCUGUUCAUUCAAGAUCUGAAGUGAGAACCGAUUACUCUGAACAUGGAUCAGAAUAUGAAGACGAGGAGGAAGACAGUGAUUACCAUGAUGGACACCAUUUCAAUCACUAUUUAAAGAGAACUCACUCUGAACCCGCUUUGAUUCCUCGCGAUUUGAAGGUUUAAUUGUUUUUCAUUUUUUUUUCGAAAACAAAAAGUUGUAAAAAGUAAUUGUGAUCAUGUUAUUCGUUGGAUUUUUUUGAUAAUUUUCUUGAACGAAAUGGAACCGAUUUAUCUGUUGUAAUUAAGUGUUAAAUAAAGGACGUUUAUUUCUUACAGUUA
Molecule: messenger RNA, 5207 nt
Organism: Panonychus citri (citrus red mite)
Lineage: Eukaryota; Metazoa; Arthropoda; Arachnida; Trombidiformes; Tetranychidae
Exons: 8
Coding region: 456-5051 (1531 amino acids)
Biological process (GO): positive regulation of transcription by RNA polymerase II
Cellular component (GO): nucleus
Molecular function (GO): protein binding; transcription cis-regulatory region binding
Source: RefSeq, a predicted model, not a curated record